This is a messenger RNA of Drosophila biarmipes, 2480 nucleotides long. RefSeq names its product probable cytochrome P450 6v1 (gene Cyp6v1). Gene Ontology annotation, molecular function: monooxygenase activity; iron ion binding; heme binding. Gene Ontology annotation, biological process: response to DDT; insecticide catabolic process. Lineage: Eukaryota; Metazoa; Arthropoda; Insecta; Diptera; Drosophilidae. Bases 769 to 2331 code for a protein of 520 amino acids. The record is from RefSeq and is a predicted model, not a curated record. The transcript is spliced from 4 exons.
AGCGAUUUUAUUUAUAUUUUUUUAGAUUUAUUAUUUGUAACUUGUAACUUUGUAUUUUGCAUUUUUUUUUUGUAUUUGUCGUUUCAAAUGUGAUAUAAUUUGUUAAGUAUUUAUUAUAAAAACGCGCGCCGAGGAAAAGCCCCAUAAAAAACGAGGAUUGCGACUGAACACAACAAUAAAGGCAAAAAAGAGAGCACGAACAGGAGCUGCAAAAGAGAAUCAACAAAUAACGGAAAAGCAGAGGCAGCAAAAAGAAAGGAAAACAAAACACAGAAGCAAUAUCAACCACCAAAAAAUUGGCAAAUGCUUUAUUUAAAACAAAGCGAUAAGAUAAAAUAUAAUUCUUAACAAUUGUACAAAGGCACUACCCAGAAGAAUCAACAAAUUGCAAAUAAAAAAAAGUCAAAUCGGACAAUCUUCAAUGAAACAUUUGGAGAAAGCACCUUCCAGCGGCCAAAAAAAACCAAGGAUCAGCAGAUGAAUUUAAACAAAGAUCUCCAGAAAAUUUUAAACACAUCACAAAAGAUCAGAAAAUAAAACCCAACCCAAAACUUAUUCAAAAAAUUUCCACAAAACAGCUACUGAAAAAAGUGCAGACGAAAAAGAUUGAAAAGAUUUCAAGUUUAGCAUAAAUACUGCCUCCCAGAAGAAGAGAUAGUGAGUGAUAACACCACGAAAGGCUUCAAAAUCGGCGAGCUAAAGGCGAUACCCGCGUAUCUCCUUGCGAUACGUCAGCCGCAGGCCUUGAACCCGGACCCCGAAUCCGAGAUGGUGUACUCCACGAACAUCCUGCUGGCGAUCGUGACGAUCCUGACGGGCAUCUUCAUCUGGUCCCGCCGCACCUACGUCUACUGGCAGCGCCGCCGGGUGAAGUUCGUCCAGCCCACCCACCUGUUGGGCAACCUGACCCGCGUCCUCCGCCUGGAGGAGUCCUUCGCCCUCCAGCUGCGCCGCUUCUACUUCGACGAGCGCUUCCGCAACGAGCCCGUCGUGGGCAUCUACCUGUUCCACCAGCCCGCGCUCCUCAUCCGCGACCUGCAGCUGGUGCGGACCGUGCUCGUCGAGGACUUCGUCAGCUUCUCGAACCGCUUCGCCAAGUGCGACGGGCGCAGCGAUAAGAUGGGCGCCCUAUCGCUCUUCUUGGCCAAGCAGCCCGAGUGGCGCGAGAUCCGCACCCGCUUAGCGCCCGCCUUCGCCGGCGCCAAGCUGAAGCAGAUGUUCUCGCUGAUGGAGGAGAUCGGCUGCGACCUGGACUGGUAUCUGAAGCGCCUGACCCGAGACCUGCGACGCGGCGACGCCGAGCGCGGGGCCGUGGUGAGCAUCAAGGAUGUGUGCGACCUCUACAACACGGACAUGAUAGCCAGCAUAGCCUUCGGCCUGAGGUCCUACAGCCUGAGGAACACGCAAUCGGAGAUCGGGUCACACUGUCAGGACCUGUUCCGGCCGAACGUCCGUCGAAUAAUCGACUUGUUUGUGAUCUUCUACCUGCCCAAACUGGUGCCGCUGCUGCGGCCCAAGCUUUUCACGGAGCCGCACGCGGAGUUCCUGCGCCGGGUCAUCCAGCUGGUGAUCGAGGAGCGGGAGCGCGGCGGCGAUCUGCGCAACGAUCUCAUCGAGAUGCUGCUGACGCUCAAGAAGGAGGCGGACCUGCAGCAGGACAAGUCGCACUUCACGCACCACCGCGACUUCCUGGCCGCCCAGGCGGCCUCCUUUGAGGUCGCCGGCAUCGAGACCUGCUCGUCGAGCAUGUCCUUCGCCCUCUACGAGCUGGCCAAGCAGCCGCUGAUGCAGUCCCGCCUGCGCCGCGAGAUCCGCGAGGCCUUCGCCGACGACCCCAACGGCAAGCUCACCUUCGAGGCCAUCUCCCGGAUGCAGUUCCUCGACAUGGUCGUCGAGGAGACGCUGCGCAAGUACCCGAUCGUGCCGCUCCUGGAGCGCGAGUGCACGCCGAUCAACAAGAAGCGCUUCUACUCGCUGCGGCCCCACGCCGAGUGCUACGCCCGCCGCGGGAUGCCCGUGUUCAUAUCCAACCUGGCCAUACACCACGAUCCCAAGUACUGGCCGGACCCGGAGCGCUUCGACCCGGAGCGAUUCAGCGCGGCGAACAAGGUGCUGCAGGCGCCCAUGUCCUACCUGCCCUUCGGGGCCGGGCCGCACAACUGCAUCGGGAUGCAGAUCGGGCUGCUGCAGAUCAAGCUGGGCCUCGCCUACUUCCUGCACCGCCACCGCGUCGAGAUCUGCGACCGCACCGUGGAGCGCAUCCAGUUCGACGCCAAGUUCGCGCUGCUGGCCAGCGAACACCGCAUUUACCUCAAGGUCGACCGCUUAUAGCCGCCGGCCGUGCGCCCAUCCGCCCAUCCGACACCAGCAGCAUUAUUUUACGGGGCUCCUGGGGCGGGAGCAGGCCCCAUCGCCAUCUCCUUGUAAAUACUUCGGCCUGCCUCAAAUAAACUUUGCUACGAUCUUUUUCUAAACGCCAA